AAGCCACUUCCUCUAAAACAGAUUCUAUCUUUUGGAAAUGCACGAGCUGUUUCAAAUAAACAAAGAGGUUUAUGAAAAAAAAGUUUCAGCUGAUAUAUAUUUUUGAUUAAAGUUGUUUACAAGUGAGUUUUGUUGCGUACUUCCUUAAAGACCACAUUAUGUAAUCAAACAAUUUAUUUCUAUGUAAACGGAAAUUAUUUACGGCUGCUUAAGAGUAUAAAUUUGUUUGCUAACCAUCUAAAAUAAUAGUCCGGAAUAACCACGGUGAAAGUAGCGAUUGUCUUGUAAACGAAAUAGGUUAAGGAGCAAAGCCAAGCGACUUAGAAGAUGGACAUUUACAAGCUUUUAUUUGCCGUUGUGUUAGUCUGCGUCUUAAAUGAAGGUUUAGCAUGGUGGGGCGGAAGUAGAAGCAGCUCAUCUCGUGGGGGCUCUAGCAGAAGCAGCAGCGGAUCUAGCUCAAGCCGGCGAAGCUCGGGAUGGUGGGGUAGACGCAGAAAUCAACCAUCAAACCCCGCUCCAAAGCCUCAGCCAAAGCCAAACCCUCCAGCACCUGCUCCUGCACCGAAACCCAAUUCUGAAGGUUCUGGAAAGCACAAUUCUGGAUGGUGGUUUGGCAGACGCAGAAACCAGCCAUCAAAACCCGCUCCAAAGCCUCAACCAAAGCCAAAACCACCAGUACCUGCUCCUGCACCGAAACCCAAUUCUGAAGAUUCUGGAAAACACAAUUCUGGAUGGUGGUUUGGCAGACGCAGAAACCAACCAUCUAAACCCGCUCCCAAGCCAAACACUGUACCAGAGAGGAAACCAGCAUCGAAACCCGAAACAGAUAUGAAGAAAGUGAUAGAAGGAUAUGAAGGGAUGAAUUUAAAGGCAUACGAUGCUCAACCGAAAAAUCCAAAAGUUCAUGACACGACCAUAGGAAUAGGGUUUAAUUUAAACAGACCUGAUGCCAAGGAAACGUUUGAGAAGAUCGUACCUGGGGUUGAUUUCAACAAGGUCAAGUCUGGAAAGCAAACAAUAACGGAAGACCAAGCUCGUGCUCUAUUCGAUCAUGAUAUUGACAACAUAUAUGAACCAAGAGCAAGAAAUAAAGUGGGAAAAGAUGUUUACGACAAACUGCCGUCCAAUGUGAAAACAGCGCUCGUGAAUGCAGUAUACAGGGGAGAUCUAGGACCCAAAACAACAAAUUUGAUCAAGCAGGGGAAAUGGGAUAAAGUUGGGAAAGAAUAUCUUGACCAUGAGCAGUACAGGAACGCGGACAAGCUUGGGAUACCUGGGGUAAAGACAAGAAUGGACUGGAACAAAAAGCAGUUUGAUACCAUGAUAAAACCAAAAAGCAAAUAAGAAUAUAAUUUGUAACAGAGUAGGAACAAAGAACUGUUUGAUACCGUGAUUGAACAAGAAAAAUAUAAUCCAGAAUAAUUUGAUUUGAUUGAUUGAUAUUGUGGAAUUAUAUGAAAUAAAAAUAAGCGAACGCAUUGGGUC
This is a messenger RNA of Mercenaria mercenaria, 1485 nucleotides long. RefSeq lists its product as uncharacterized. Bases 328 to 1344 code for a protein of 338 amino acids. The record is from RefSeq and is a predicted model, not a curated record. The transcript has 15 exons. NCBI's taxonomy places the organism in Eukaryota, Metazoa, Mollusca, Bivalvia, Venerida, Veneridae. Gene Ontology annotation, molecular function: lysozyme activity.